AGCCGGAAAACAUGUCCGAAGAACACCACAGGACCAGAGUCCAAACCCUAACUUGCUCCACUUCACUGUUCCGACUAGAGCCCUGAUCUCCCUCCUGUUUCAAGCGUCUCUGUCUCUCUUUCUGGACUCUCGUGUCUCUAUCUAGAGAGCAGUGGAGAUGGAGAGUGUUUACGGUAGCAACGCCAAUCUCGACGCUGGGGUGGCACCAAAGGUGGGAACUUUCGUGAUCGAAGCUGCCCUGCUGGUUCAGAGGACCGCUUGCUUGCUCCUGCUUCUGGUGGUUGUAUUGCAGCAUGGCGGUGACUCUGUGUUUAUGAUAAUUGAUUCAGAUCGAAGGUUCACAGCAGCUGACUUUGUUGGAGUGAAAGAGCCAUUGCCAGAGAAUGAGGACACUGGUGACAUGGCUUCUCAGGAACCUGGGGACAAAGGUGAUGGGGAGGGCGACGGUGACAAGGAUGACGAUGAGGGAGAAGGUGACAGUGAUGAUGAUGUGGAGGGGUCUGAUGAUGACUAUAGCGAGACUGACAGUGAUGAGGAAAGCGACGACGACGAUGACGAUGAUGAUGACGAUGACGACGAAGAUGAGGAGGAGGACGAUGAGGACGAUGAAGAUGAGGAUGAAGAAGAUGACGAGGACGAAGAUGCGCAAUCUCAGCCACCUUCCAAAAAGAAGAAGUGAACCAUUGCGCAUAACCUGUUGUCCGAAUUGGUUCAUUGUUCUUCAGACAAAUUUUUUCUUCUUUUCAAAAGGAUUUGACCUGGAAUAAAGAAAUAAAGCUGAUUAUUUGUGCA
Rhodamnia argentea is the source of this 792-nucleotide messenger RNA. Its product is annotated as pheromone-processing carboxypeptidase KEX1-like. The record is from RefSeq and is a predicted model, not a curated record. The transcript has 4 exons. Bases 158 to 679 code for a protein of 173 amino acids. Lineage: Eukaryota; Viridiplantae; Streptophyta; Magnoliopsida; Myrtales; Myrtaceae.